Gadus chalcogrammus (walleye pollock) is the source of this 2645-nucleotide messenger RNA. Its product is annotated as HEPACAM family member 2-like. The record is from RefSeq and is a predicted model, not a curated record. Bases 508 to 1992 code for a protein of 494 amino acids. NCBI's taxonomy places the organism in Eukaryota, Metazoa, Chordata, Actinopteri, Gadiformes, Gadidae. The transcript has 9 exons.
CAUUUUGUGACCAUUUCUUUGCUGUUAUUUGCAAAGGUGCAUUAUACCCACUACAGAUAUUCAGAAAAUACAUUCAAACAAUUAUAGAAUUGUCCAUGAGUGUUUUAAAAUAAUACACAUGAUUAGAAAGAAGUACCAGGGUGUAGUAGUUCUCUUAGGAAAGGAACACAAUUCGUCUACUCAGGCCACUCCCAUAUCAACCAUAUCCCUAAUCACACAGUACACCUCACCCUCAAUUCGAGAUGAUGGCAAGCGAACAUUAGCCAGCUUAACCAACUAGUUUGCUGUGUAGAACUGUUUAACAGUUGUAUGUUGCAGCUGAAAAUAAGAUUUCAUCCUGUUUUGUAAAUUAACUAUGAAAAAAGGUCUAAAUAUAAAGUAAGUACAGAAAGCUCUAAAAAAAUGGAAGAAAAAUAAGAGAAGUAGAAAAAGGUAAAAUAGCAGUUAGAACAAGAAGGAACUUUGUGCCAUUGUGAUCUUAAGGUGAAUCAAUGCUCCAGGCCUGCAAUGCUGGCCAGGCCAGGCCUUCUUGUUAAUACUGCUGCUAAUUAUGCAGGUUUGUUUAAAUAUCUCUCAAGAACAAAGUGGAAGAGGACAGGACCUAGAGUUAUGAAUUUGCCAUUUCUAGCUAUCCUUCUGUCAUUACCAGCGCUAAAGGGUAGUGAGAACUAUGCCGUUACUUACAAAUCGACUAAUGUCUGCGCAUUAAGAGAAUCAAUGGGGGACAUCAACUGCACCUAUGAAUUCCCUUAUAACGACCAUUACAGCGUCACACCACUGUGGUUUACUAAAGGAGAGAUCGAUAUGCCAGUUAAUCUGAAAAAUGAUGCUGACUACGCAGGUCGUGUUGAAACCAGCUGCGGAACGAUAAAAUGUAAUUCGUCCAGCUGUAAUGGAACAUGUACCUUGAGAAUCAAAGACUUGAGACAGACUGACUCUGCUGAGUACAAGUUCAGGUUCAUAACAAACAUAGAAGUUGGGAAAUUUAGUGGCGUCCCUGGAGUGAUGUUAUCUGUGACAGACCAGGUGAAGGUGUCUUUUCCUUCCUCUACUGAUCCUACAAGGGCAAACAUGACAUGUUGCAGUAUGUGUAAUCAAACUGGUGGUUUUACCUACACCUGGUUCAGGAAUGGACAGUAUGUAGAACAGGGGAUUUACUACAAAGGAAAUAUUAGUUCUGAAGACAACUAUUCAUGUGCUGCUAAAGGAUACAAACAUCUCCACUCUCCUUUAGUGUACGCUCCAAAGACCCCCUUAGUUACCGUGAGUCCCUCUGGUAAAAUAAAGGAGGGAAGCUCAGUGACUCUGAGCUGCAGCAGUGAUGCCAACCCAGCAGCUGACUACACCUGGUUCAAGGAACAUGAUGACUCAGUGGGACAAUCAGGACAGAACUACACCAUCACUAAUAUCACAUCUGAGCUUGGAGGAAACUAUUACUGCCAACCCCGUAAUGCAAUUGGACAUCAUAAUUCCACCUUUUUGUUCAUUCGUGUGAAAGAAGACAAUGUUCCAGAAAUGACUUCAUCAUCACAGACAACAGCAGUAGCAGUAGGAACCAUUGGUGUCUUACUUGCCACCAUACUCCUCCUAGUCUUUCUCUGGAUGAGAACAAAGAGGGCCUCCAGAAACAGUGCACAGGGAGGAAGGCCAAAUACCGUGGAGGAGAAAUGUCCUGUUCCGUUGUCUGACAACGUCUCAGCUCUGACCAUUCGCUCAGCUCCUGCAGCACAGAGAGAACCAAUAGAAGAUCAGGAUGACCUUCACUAUGCCAGCGUCCACAUCUCUCACUCCAGGAACCAGGAAGUGCCUCGCUGUUUGGCUGGCUCCUGUGUCCAAUCAGAUCAGCCAGAAGGGGUCCUUUACUCUGCGGUCAACUUUAAAAAACACAACACUGUGCCUGAGGCCUGUGACCAGAGAGUGACUGGAGAAACCUCAGAGUUGUACAGCACUGUCAAGAAAACACCCCAGGGGCUGAACCAGUCGCGGCAGUAGGGUUUAAAUAGCGGGAUAACGGAUAGCGUUCAUUAUGUUUAAACAGGGAAAUACGCUGGCUGAUUGUUUGCUGCAUAUCCUAUGGUGCUUAAUAUCCUGUGCUGAAUACCUACCACCACUGCUUAUGCACGAUCUGACGAUUCUUGAAUUCAUUCUAUUUAUUUACUUGAUCGUUUAUGUUCCUCUUGUGGAGGCCGUCAGCGAGGCCACCAUCUUAUCCAGGGCCUGCGUGCUCUGGUGGACGUAACUCUGCUUCAUCGCUGCUCUCUGCUGGUGACCUGAAUGUACUGCACCUGUAAGGGUCUAAAAUGACAAUAAUAAUAAUAUAGAUUUAAUUUGACGGCGCCUUUCUCGGCACUCAAGGACACCGUACAAAGAUACACAAAAGUCAUUAAAAAGAAACAACAAUAAGAAAAAUAAAAAAUAAAAACAAUAGUCAGAGCAAUUGGCAUCAGAUGUACUAGGCAGUUUUAAGCAGAUGUGUUUUGAGUUGUGAUUUGAAAUGGGGGAACGAAUCGAUGUCGGUAAUGAAUUCCAGAGACGGGGAGCAGAGCGGCUGAAUGCUCUGCGCCCCAUGGUGGUGAGACGGCACAUGGGACAGACAGGUGUGUGGAGGAAGAAGAUCUGAGGGAGCAGGAGGGAGUGGGAACAUG